UGUUGUCGUAUCUCAACUCGAGUGUAACUAAAAUAGGUAGUUUGUGUUUUUAGAUGAAAAGCUUCUCAACAGUAUCAAGUUUGCGGUGCUGUUCUCUUCGAUGAGUCUGCGAGAAAGUUAUUUGAUCUUAUUUACUGCGGAGCUUGGGUAUAGUACUGGGUAGGUAAAAAGGUAUCGUGUGUAUAAAGAUGGAGUUUCUAUGGCUGAGCUUUAUACAUUGUAGAAAAAUCUCUUAAGAGGUAAUCUUUCAGUUGAAUCGCGAAGGUCGAGAUAUCUUUAUCGGAGUUUGAUUGUCGCUAUGUGCUGAAAUUUAUAACUUCUGAUACUCGUGAGAUAGAUCUUAAAAUGUUAGCUGUAAAAUCGAGCCUUCCAGUGUGGAAAAAGUCGACCACGAUUCUUCGAUAUUUAUCAACGAAUAUCCCUGAGAUUUACAAAGAUAAGACCGGUUUGCAUAAAAUUGAAACCUCGCAUACGAAUCCAAUGAAAUUGUUCCACGAAUGGUUUCAAGAACAUAUUGGACCCAAUCAAGACGACCAGUUUUACAAAGUUUGUUGUUUCGCUACAGCUUCCAAAAAUGGCGAAGUCUCAUCUAGAAGCUUAAUCCUCAGACGAUUAGAUGAAGACGGAGUUGUUGUUCAUACAGACGGUCGUAGCCUGAAGUCUAAAAAUAUCAGCGAAAACCCUCAAGCUUCCUUGGUAUUCUUAUGGAAUAAGAAAAUUUCCGACAGAAAUUUCACCAGACAGGUACGAAUGAAAGGAUCAGUUGAAAAGCUCGCCGAACAAGAUAACAACGAGAUAUUCGAAAAAGAACCAUUGUUCGCAAAAAUCAGAUCAUUAAUUUGUCAUCAGGGUUCAGAAGUAUCAUGGGAAGAGUUGAAAAAAACUCACGAUCAAGUUCUACUGAAAUAUCAUUCCAACAACGAUACUCUUCUUCGACCAGAUCACACGAUAUCGUAUAAAAUUCACCCGCAAUAUAUGGAAUUCUACGAAACAUACGGACCGAAAAUAGGUGACAGGAUUUUGUACACGAAAUCCGGACAGAUGUGGAAUAUUACGAGAAUAGCAGCUUAGUGUUUUAAUCCAAGUUCUCUGCGUAUGUUGAUUGAUAUAAGUAUACUCGAGUAAUUUUUGGAAUAUUUUCAAUAUAUAUUUUUGAGAGAUGAACCACUUA
Molecule: messenger RNA, 1171 nt
Organism: Planococcus citri (citrus mealybug)
Lineage: Eukaryota; Metazoa; Arthropoda; Insecta; Hemiptera; Pseudococcidae
Product: pyridoxine/pyridoxamine 5'-phosphate oxidase-like
Exons: 7
Coding region: 346-1071 (241 amino acids)
Biological process (GO): pyridoxine biosynthetic process; pyridoxal 5'-phosphate biosynthetic process
Molecular function (GO): FMN binding; pyridoxamine phosphate oxidase activity
Source: RefSeq, a predicted model, not a curated record